GGGAUAUGGAGGGUUAAGGGAUGGGGGUUAAGGAAUAAAGGGUAAGGGAUGGAGGCCGGUAAGGUAUAAGGAGGUUAAGGGAAUGGAUGUGGAUUUAAGGAAUUAGACCGACUGAACCCUUGGGAUCGGACAACAGUCCACAGGGAGUACGACCCUCGGGGUGGUCCAGCCUCUGGCAACUUUGUGCGUGAAGCUCUGGGGGACAACCGCUCUGACACCAUACUGUGUUGCCUGUAACCCGAAGUGCACGACUCCCGCAACGCUGGGGUCACCACCUGCUGCCCCCUCCGCUCCGAGCCCAGCCUCGGACUCCUGACCACCUCCCCCUUCUCUUUCCCCUUCUCUCUCCUCUCCCUUCUUCCUGCCCCUUUUGUGUCACCCCUCUUUUCUCCUCCCCCCCACCCCCGCUCCCCAGGACGAGCUGAGGAGCUCGCAUGGAAGCCCCGGUCUGACACCAGCCAAUUCCGGGGACACCCAUGGCCAAGUGGCUCCGGGACUAUCUGAGCUUUGGCGGCCGGAAGCCUCCGCCGCAGCCGCCCACUCCCGACUACACAGAGAGUGAUAUCCUUCGGGCUUACCGGGAGCAGAAGGACCUGGACUUCGAGGAUCCCUACGAGGACGCCGAUGGCCGCCCCGAGUCGGAGCCCGCCGGGCUGGUGGACUCCAAGUACGACUCUCCCAGGCACCGGCUGAUCAAAGUGGAGGCUGCAGACAUGGCCAGAGCCAAGGCCCUCCUGGGCAGCCCUGGGGAGGAGCCCGAAGCAGACGCUGAGUACGCGGAUCCUUUUGACGCCCAGCCUCAACUGCCAGCUCUGGAUGAUGGGUACAUGGAACCCUAUGAUUCCCAGACCGGCUCAAGUGAACGGCCAAGCAGAGCAGUCCAGCUUUACGAUACUCCGUAUGAGGAGCAAGAUGCAGAGCCGGAAGAUGGAGCGACUUCUGGCCAGAGUCGGCUGCCACUGGAGGAUGAGAGGCCAGCAGAUGAAUACGACCAGCCUUGGGAGUGGAAGAAAGAUCAUAUCUCCCGGGCCUUCGCAGUACAGUUUGAUGGUCCUGACUGGGAGCGGACCCCAGGCUCGACCAAGGACGGCCGAAGACCACAGCCUGCGGAGCGCGUGGAUGUGACUCUGGCCCUGGAGAAGCAGCCGUGGUUUCACGGCCCCCUGAGCCGUGCAGAGGCCGAGAACCUUUUGUCCCUCUGCAAGGAAGGCAGCUACCUAGUGCGGCUCAGUGAGACCAGGGCUCAGGACUGCAUCCUGUCCCUCAGGUGAGACCCAGACGCAGA
This is a messenger RNA of Microtus ochrogaster (prairie vole), 1285 nucleotides long. It is a transcript of the gene Shd, whose product is annotated as SH2 domain-containing adapter protein D-like. Gene Ontology annotation, molecular function: phosphotyrosine residue binding. The transcript is spliced from 5 exons. Lineage: Eukaryota; Metazoa; Chordata; Mammalia; Rodentia; Cricetidae. Bases 477 to 1271 code for a protein of 264 amino acids. The record is from RefSeq and is a predicted model, not a curated record.